UCAUCUUUACUUUCGAAAAACUCCAUUAAUGGUUAGUGGUUUCUUCUCUGUGAACAUUUUUUCUCCAUAAUAGCGACAUAACUGAAUCAUCAUAAAUAUUUGAUUUCGUCUUUAAAUUCAAUCAUUUGAGUGAAAAAAAAAAGUAUUUGAUUAGAAAAAAAUGGCGAGAUUCGUACCGGUGAAGUUUAAGAGAGUAGCGGCGGCGUUUGAUGAGGUGGCGAAAGCGAGGCUCUGCGAAAGCAGCGGCAGCGAAUACUCUCCGGCGGCGGCGGCGAGCUUGACGGAUUUAUCGGGACUCGUGAAUUCGUUUUUAGAAAGAGGAGAAGAAGAGAUAAUUAAUAAUGAUGAGAAUGAGAAAUUAGAAGAGAUUAAUGGAAAUGGUGAGAACUGUUUUGAUGAGUUGGAAAUUAAGGAAAAUUUGAGGAAUUUGUUAGGUAUUGAAGAAAAUUCAAGUGAUGAUUUGAAGAGAAGUAUUAGUGCUGCUGUGGAAAAUGUAUUGCUUGAAGAGAAUGACCGGAGUUCGCCGGAGUUUAAACGGCGGUUGAUGACUCGAUUGCGUGAUCGAGGCUUUGAUGCUGGUCUGUGCAAAUCAAAGUGGGAAAAAUAUGGAAAUCGUACAUCAGGAAGUUACGAGUAUAUCGACAUUAAUAUGGCUAAUAAUCGCUACAUAAUCGAGGUUUCAUUAGCCGAAGAAUUCGAAAUAGCUCGACCAACGGCUUGUUACACCUCAUUACUCGAAAUUUAUCCUCAAAUAUUUGUGGGGAAAAUAGAAGAAUUGAAGCAAAUAGUGAAAAUAAUGAGUAGAGCUAUGAAGAAAUCUAUGAAAAAAAUGGAUAUUUAUGUUCCGCCAUGGAGAAGACUUGCUUAUAUGCAAGCUAAAUGGUUUGAAUCUUAUAAGAGAACAAUUAAUGAGUUUAAAUCAGAUGAUAAUUAUCAGAAGAAUAGUUUUGAUUAUUCUUCUAAUUAUUCAAAGAAGAGAGCUGUUGGAUUUGUGCCAAUGCCAACAAUUUCUUUCUAUUGCAGAGAGAAUAUUAUUGGUUCUAAUAAGGGCAUUAAAAUGGGAAAUUUGGCUGCAGCUUUGAAUGGAUGAUAUUUAUGAAGAAUGUAAGUUUUGUUUCAUUUGUUAUAAUUAGAAAGCCAUUCUUGUGUAGUAAUUAAGUUCGCUUUAGUUUGCUAUUUUUUCUAUUUUGUAAUUAGUUAGGAAAGUUGCAAUGUUGUUUUAGUGGAGAAAAAAAUACGAGUAAUAUAGUUCUCCAAGUUGGUCGAGGGUUUUAAUUCUUGAUCUCAUUUUUUUAAUCCCUCUCUAGUAAGUAAUUAGUAUGCUGCAAAGCAAUUUGUAUAUAUGUUAUGUACUUAUGAUCGAUCAAGUAAUGGAGAAUAUUCAAAAAUAU
Nicotiana attenuata is the source of this 1391-nucleotide messenger RNA. RefSeq lists its product as uncharacterized. The record is from RefSeq and is a predicted model, not a curated record. NCBI's taxonomy places the organism in Eukaryota, Viridiplantae, Streptophyta, Magnoliopsida, Solanales, Solanaceae. The coding region runs from base 161 to 1090 and encodes 309 amino acids. The transcript has 2 exons.